UAUGGUCGCUUCAAUGAAGAAUUGUCUAAAGUAUUUUCCAAAAUUUCUUGUUAAUUUGAGGCUUUUUGUUAAUCAAAUACUUUUAUUGUGAUUUAAUUUUGUUUAUUAAUAGUUUACAGUUAUGGGUAAACGACAACAUCAGAAAGAUAAGUUGUAUUUAACAACCACUGAGUAUACUUACAUUUAUGGUGGUCGACCUCCUGAUGCUGAUUUACGACAACAACAAUUGAAUCAAUUUAGUCGAUUACCUUAUGAUCAUUGCUGUUUAACCCUUAAUCCAGCUCGAGAUCCAUAUUGUGAUGAAAAUGGUUAUGUAUUUGACUUGGUUAAUAUUAUUCCGUUUCUGGCCAAGCACAAGAUCAAUCCUAUUGAUGGUAGACCUAUGGAGAUGAAGAAUCUGAUUAAAUUGAAUUUCAGUAAAAAUAGUGAUGGAAACAAUCAAUGUCCAAUCCUUUUCAAGCCUUUCAAUUCACACACUAACAUUGUCGCUAUCAAAACAACUGGAAAUGUUUAUUCUCGAGAUGCAAUUGAACAAUUAAAUUUAAAAUUCAACAAUAUGAGAGAUUUGUUAACCGAUGAACCAUUUACAAAGAAAGAUAUUAUUACGAUUCAAGACCCGACCAAUGUUCAGAAACAAAAUGCUGCCUCUUUUCAUCAUGUGGUUAAAAAACUUCGCUGGUCUGAAGAAGAAGAUCAAAGUGAUCCCAGUAGAUUGUUCAAUAAAAUGGAUCUCGUUACUAAGGCCACUUUAGACGAACUUGAUAAAACUGGUGUCACUUGGAAAGUUCCAAAGUCGGAGAAAAAGGUCGAAAAAGUUGCUGAUCGAUUUAAUAGAGCAAAUUAUUCAACUGGAACAGCAUCACAAUCGUUAACAUCAACAAUCGCUGUUCCAACAACAAGAAUAGAAGCAGCAACAAUCGAUGACACUGAUGUUGUUUACUCGAUGGUCAAGAAAAAUGGUUACGUUCAAAUCAGUACCAACCACGGGCCACUUAACCUGGAGCUUUAUUGUAAAGAUGCUCCUAAAUCAUGUCAUAAUUUUUUAACUCUUUGCACUAGAAAAUACUACGAUGGAACAAUUUUUCAUCGAUUAAUCAAAAAUUUCAUGCUCCAAGGUGGUGACCCAACUGGUACUGGUCGAGGAGGAGAAUCCAUUUUCGGUGAACCAUUUGCCGAUGAGUUCAAUGGUCAUCUUGUUCAUCAGGGUAGAGGAGUGGUCAGUAUGGCAAACUCUGGACCCAAUACAAAUAAAUCACAGUUUUUCAUAACAUUGAAAAGUUGCCGUCAUCUUGACCGGAAACACUCCGUCUUUGGUAAAGUUGUCGGUGGCCUGGAAACUUUAAAUAAAUUGGAAAAGAUUCAAACAGACAAAAAUGAUCGGCCUAAAGAAACAAUCAAAAUUGAUAAUAUAACGGUUUAUGUUAAUCCAUUUCAAGAGAUAGAAGAUGAACUGAAAGCCGAAAGACAAAAGGACAAAGACGCAGCAAAUAAGGUCAAAGUGAAGGAAACAAAACGAUACCGAAACAAGUGCAGGAGUUGGUUGUUUAAUCAACUUGAAAGAAAUUAAAUAUGAAGACGAUUCCGUGAAAUCUGACGAUUCAACGAUUCCAGGUCCAUCUAAACCAAAGAAAAUCGUUGCAAGAUCGACAUUCGGAGAUUUCAAAGACUGGUAAUCAUCCAGAUCUUCAACCAUAAGUGUACAAUAGUCUGUGAUUCUGAUAACAAUUAACUCUGUUCGAAUAAUUUAUUUUAUACAAAAGACAAUUAAUGACACCAUUUUAAUCAAAUUUCAAGAAUAAACUUGAUCUAUCAACUCGAUUAUCAAA
Molecule: messenger RNA, 1826 nt
Organism: Panonychus citri (citrus red mite)
Lineage: Eukaryota; Metazoa; Arthropoda; Arachnida; Trombidiformes; Tetranychidae
Product: RING-type E3 ubiquitin-protein ligase PPIL2-like
Exons: 1
Coding region: 122-1567 (481 amino acids)
Biological process (GO): protein polyubiquitination; protein peptidyl-prolyl isomerization; protein folding
Cellular component (GO): catalytic step 2 spliceosome
Molecular function (GO): peptidyl-prolyl cis-trans isomerase activity; ubiquitin-ubiquitin ligase activity
Source: RefSeq, a predicted model, not a curated record